CGAACAAACCGCACAAGUGAGAAGCGACCCAGGUCGGACUACUCACUUCGUCUUAAACCAGUAUUUAUUUUUACAUUUUUAAAUCACAAAUGUUGAGAUUGGUACUCAUAGUGUAAAUUUCAUAGUCGGCCAUUUUGUUUUAAGUUCGUGUGCAAAAUGGCUUCCAACUACACGGACCUGAUCGGGCCUAUGGCGUAUCCAUUGAAAAUGGUAGCCAGAGAGGUGGAGGAGCACAUGCUAGGAUGGAACAUUCCCGAAGAACAUCAAGACAUGGUGCACGAGCACUGGCGCGCGUUCCCCGCCGUCAGCAAGUACUGGCACUAUUGCAUGGCGCUUAUCUACACCAUACUUAUGGUCAUGUCGCUCACGGGCAAUGGGAUCGUCAUAUGGAUCUUUAGCACUUCAAAAUCCCUGCGAAGCGCCAGCAACAUGUUUGUGAUAAACCUGGCGAUCUUCGAUAUGAUGAUGAUGCUGGAAAUGCCGCUGCUCAUCAUCAACUCCUUCUACCAGCGGACUGUGGGCUACCAGCUUGGAUGCGACAUCUAUGCUGCUUUAGGCUCAUUGUCUGGCAUCGGGGGUGCUAUUACGAACGCUGUAAUCGCAUUUGAUAGAUACAAAACGAUAUCCUGCCCGCUGGACGGCCGCAUUAACAAAGUACAGGCGUCCCUUCUCAUCGUGUUCACCUGGUUCUGGGCGAUGCCCUUCACAAUACUGCCCUGGAUCCAAGUGUGGGGAAAAUAUGUACCAGAGGGCUUCCUGACGACGUGCUCGUUCGACUUCCUGACUGACGACCAGGACACGAAAGUGUUCGUGGGCUGCAUCUUCGUGUGGAGCUACUGCAUCCCGAUGACGCUCAUCUGCUAUUUCUACUCCCAGCUCUUCAGCGCGGUACGCCUCCACGAGCGUAUGCUCCAAGAGCAAGCCAAGAAGAUGAACGUGAAGUCACUGGCGGCAAAUAAGGAGGACGCUGGCAAGAGCGUCGAGAUCCGCAUCGCUAAAGUAGCCUUCACUAUUUUCUUCCUAUUCGUCUGCGCUUGGACGCCGUACGCGUUCGUUGCGAUGACUGGUGCCUUUGGAGACAGGAGUAUCCUGACACCAGUGGCCACGAUGAUCCCAGCGGUGUGCGCUAAAGUGGUGUCCUGUAUAGACCCGUGGGUGUACGCCAUCAACCAUCCCAGAUACAGGGCCGAGUUAGAAAAGCGGCUGCCAUGGCUGGGCGUGCGCGAACAGGACCCCGACGCCGUGUCUACCACCACCAGCGUCAACACGGCCACCACGGGACCCCAGGUCGAGGCCUGAACUUGAACAAUCCCUUCCUGACGUAAUCUGUGCAAAUCUCAUGCCAAGCAAGGCAACCGUAGACACCGAUUAAUUUAUAUUUCGUAUGGUCACUUUCAGAGCUGCUGCGUUAAAGCUAUGAUUAUGAAAUGAUGCUGCGAUAACAGACGGCACAUAGGUGUGAAGUCCUUUAAUGAACCGCCACACAGUUAACGGUCGGAUUCUUGUUUUAUGUUAUCUUUUACAGUACUUAUAUACCUAAAUAUAAAUGUGCCUUACUAGUACCUCCUAUUAAAUUCUACCUCAAAUCAUAAACAUUAAUAUUUUUAACUUACUUGAAAAAUGUUUUAUAAAAAUAUAUAAAAAUAAAAAUUCGUAUUAUCUACAAAAGAGACAAUACAACCCAUUAUAAAUGAAUGGAUCAAUCAUCAAGAUUAUUUGAAAACGUAUUCAGGUCAAAAAUAUUUCAUCAUGUAGAUUAAAAAGGAUUUUUCGGAGCACAAUAUUAGCGUUCGUCCCUCGGGACUCUCAAUAAUGGAAACCUUAACGAAUCUCUAUUUCACAUUCAAUGGAUUGCUGUUUGUUAUCAAAGAAAUUCAUUUAUACAAAAAACUUUUUAAUAAUUAGAGAAAAUCAUUAAUUUUGACGGUUCAUUUUUGAGGUAUCUGUUAUUUAGAAUAUUUAGACGAGCUUCAAUCUCGUAUUUAAUUUGAGUAAUGAAAUAUUUCAAUGCCUUCUUUAAUGGACUGGGAUUUGGACUGAUUGCAUUUAACUGAUAUUUUGUAAUGUUAUCGUAUUAUUAUUGAUAUACUUUGAGUACGAAUCUCUGAUUCACGUAAUAUUAUUACUUUUGUUAUAUCGGAUCUUUGAUUAAUGACCGGCUGCCCUAAUGGAUUCUGAUGACGCCAUAUUUUUUUACAAUGGAAGCAAAAUAUAAAAAUAACAAAAAAAAUGGAAGGACCGAUCCCGACGACAAUGGCUAACGACUUUGAAGCAAAUAAAGUUGAAUACUGCAAGCAA
This is a messenger RNA of Cydia pomonella (codling moth), 2298 nucleotides long. RefSeq names its product opsin-3 (gene Rh5). Gene Ontology annotation, cellular component: membrane. Gene Ontology annotation, molecular function: G protein-coupled receptor activity. The record is from RefSeq and is a predicted model, not a curated record. The transcript has 8 exons. Lineage: Eukaryota; Metazoa; Arthropoda; Insecta; Lepidoptera; Tortricidae. The coding region runs from base 157 to 1299 and encodes 380 amino acids. Gene Ontology annotation, biological process: G protein-coupled receptor signaling pathway; visual perception.